This is a messenger RNA of Pezoporus occidentalis (night parrot), 4036 nucleotides long. It is a transcript of the gene IKZF4, whose product is annotated as IKAROS family zinc finger 4. Gene Ontology annotation, molecular function: DNA-binding transcription factor activity; RNA polymerase II cis-regulatory region sequence-specific DNA binding. NCBI's taxonomy places the organism in Eukaryota, Metazoa, Chordata, Aves, Psittaciformes, Psittacidae. The record is from RefSeq and is a predicted model, not a curated record. Gene Ontology annotation, biological process: regulation of transcription by RNA polymerase II. Bases 737 to 2503 code for a protein of 588 amino acids. The transcript has 8 exons.
CAGCCUCUCCCUGCUCGAAGGACAUUCCCAAAUCGCAUCCCACCGGGAUACCGUGAUGGAGCUUUCUUCAUCUGGGCUAAUUCUGAGGCCUUUGAUUUCUUUUCCAUAGGGAAAAGGCCUCAUUUCAGGCACUCCCUCUGCUCUACUUCCAGCGCCGCAUUCCCAAUGGGAUGGUUGCUCCGGAAAGCCGGGAAGAAAGGCCCGAGACAGGGAUGUGCUCCUGGAGCAUGGGGGUUUGGCCCUGCUCCGGGUCUGCCAGGCCUCUGCUCCAUAGGGAUCAGUGAGGGGCUGCUGUGGUUCCAGCCUCAGUUACUUCAUCCCAUGAAGUUAACAGUGGGAAAGGGAACUCUGGAAUGCUCCCUUUCCUUCUGAUGGCAGGGAAGGGAAGGGAACGGUGCCGGUGUUCCAGGAUGCGGCUCCCGAAUCCUGGUUGGAUUCCCUCCGUGCCCGGGAUAUGGGGCACCUUUUAGUUGUGGAUCGGGAGCGGGUCGAGGGCUCAGUAUCCCGGUGUCUGUGUCCCGGUGUCUCCAUCUCUCGUGGCUCCGGAUCCCAUUGGUUUUCCCUUCCCAAGGACACAAAUCCUCACUGGUUUUAGGUGUUCUCCUGCAUUUCCAACCCCUCAAGUGCUGCUUGAGCCCCAUUCCUGCUUGGAAAACGGGGCUGGUUUGGGAUUGAAGCUGAAUGAAAGCCUUAUCCUGGGGGAGCUGGGCACAUUCCCAUUCCCUGGGGUGAUUCCAUGUGUCCCGGAGGGCGGGAGAUGACCGUGCUCUGCUUUCCAUUCCAGGCAAAUCCCUUCAAGAUGGAUAUCGAAGACUGUAACGGGCGAUCCUACAUCUCUGGAAUCUGCUCUUCCUGGAAGGUGAGCGGCUGCGUGCGCCCUGGCAGCGGCGCGGACCUGCACCCGCAGCCGGGGCUCCAGCGCUGUUUCCAAGGAGUUGGCUGUGAGAACGCUCCGGGCUAUCUGCAGCAAGGCAGUGGGGAUUCCUCCCUGGAGAAGGAAUUCAGCUCAGCCAUCGUGGGGCCCCCCGUGAGCACCCCCAACAGCCAGCACUCGUCCCCGAGCCGCUCGCUCAGUGCCAGCUCCAUCAAGGUGGAGAUGUACAGCGACGAGGAGGGCAGCCGCCUGCUGGCCCCGGACGAGCGCAUGCUGGACAAGGACGACAGCGUCAUCGUGGAGGAUUCCCUCUCGGAGCCCUUGGGCUACUGCGACGGCCCCGGCCAGGAGCCCCAUUCCCCCGGUGGCAUCCGCUUGCCCAAUGGCAAGUUGAAGUGCGACAUCUGCGGCAUGGUCUGCAUCGGCCCCAACGUGCUCAUGGUGCACAAGCGCAGCCACACGGGGGAAAGGCCCUUCCAUUGCAACCAGUGCGGAGCCUCCUUCACCCAGAAGGGAAACCUCCUGCGCCACAUCAAGCUGCACUCCGGAGAGAAGCCCUUCAAGUGUCCCUUCUGCAACUACGCCUGUCGGAGGCGGGAUGCGCUCAGCGGGCACCUCCGGACACACUCCGUCUCCUCCCCUACGGUGGGCAAGCCCUACAAGUGCAACUACUGCGGCCGCAGCUACAAGCAGCAGAGCACGCUGGAGGAGCACAAGGAGCGGUGCCACAGCUACCUGCAGAGCCUGCACCCGGAGCCGCCGGCCCUGGCCAGCCAGGCAGGGGAGGAGAUGAGGGAGCUGGAGAUGGUGCCGGAGGCGCUGCUGCAUCCCUCCUCCGAGCGGCCCAGCUUCAUCGACCGCCUGGCCAGCAGCCUCACCAAGAGGAAACGCUCCACGCCCCAGAAGUUCGUGGGGGAGAAGCAGAUGAGGUUCAGCCUCUCGGACCUCCCCUUCGACGUCAACUCCGGCUUCGAGAAGGACGUGGAGAUGGUCUCAGCCCAUCACCCCCUGGACCCUGCCUACGGCGCCUCCUUAUCCCUGCUGGGGGGGGAGCACCUCCGCGGCCUCCGCCUGCCCCCCACAAACUGCAUCUCGGAGGUGACCCCCGUCAUCAGCUCCGUCUACACCCAGCUCCAGGCGCUGCCGGCCCGGCUGGAGCUGCCGGGGGGCCGGGAGGCGGCCGAGGGCCACGAGGACGUGGGCGAUGCCGUGCCGGUGCUGUACCGGGGCCGGGAGCACGCCGGGUCCCCCCCCAACGGCUGCGCCGACUCCAGCGACACCGAGAGCAACCACGAGGAGCGGAGCUCGCAGGGGCCCGCGGGGAGCAGCCGCCAGAGCCCAGCUUACGCCAAAGAGGACCCCAAGGUGCCGGAGGGGCCCCCGGCCGCCCGCUCCACCCCGAGCUCUGCCAAAGAAGCGCUGAGGGUGCUCAAUGAGGACGGGGAGCAGCUCCGGGCCUUCAAGUGCGAGCACUGCCGCAUCCUCUUCCUGGACCACGUCAUGUUCACCAUCCACAUGGGCUGCCACGGCUUCAGAGACCCUUUCGAGUGCAACAUCUGUGGCUACCACAGCCAGGACCGGUACGAGUUCUCCUCCCACAUCGUGAGGGGCGAGCACAAAGUUGGUUAACCCCCCCCUCAUCCCCGUUAUCCCCGUUACUCCCCGUUAUCCCCAUCCCUUGGCUCUCGCUCAGCCCCCCCCCCCCCGACCCUCGGGCAUGGAACUGUUGUUGUUCUUUUUUACCUCCUUUGCACUGAUUUUGGCUACGAAAAACAAACAAAAACGAUGGAAAAAGAAAAAAAUCACUCCCAAAACCACCCUGAACCCCCCCCCCCGGGGGGAGGGGGGGGGGGCUGGGAACCAUUUGCCUUUUUAUAUUUAAAUACUAAUGGACUUUUUUGGGCCCCCCCCCAAAAAACACCUCCCUCCCAUUGUUAUUUAUUGAGCUCUUGAGUUGCUCUUUUCUAUCUCUUCUGCCCCUUCUGGAGUCACACUCGCUGGGGCUCUUCCUGAUCCCGAUCCCGAUCCCGGCUCCAAGCCCUUUCCUUGGUCAAACCUCAGAUUCGGUGCUAACCCCCCCCUCUAUGGGACCCCCCACCUCCAUCAGCUGUGACCCCCCCCCAUUUAACCCGGUUUGGGGGGGUCGCUGCACCCUGAGCUUUAAUGAGUCUAUCCUGGGGGACCCGCUGCUGCCCCCCCCCCUUCCCGGUGCUGCCGGAUUUACCCGGUGAUUCCCAAUGGGAUUUGAACCCCACCCCCGUCCCCAUACUUAGCCCUGCUUGGGGGGGGGAUGAGAUUCCAUAUUGCUCCCCUUAAAUGAAGGCAGGAAGAUGGGAUCUCCUCCUCCUCCUUCCCCCCUCGCCAUUCCCAAGGGAUUGGGGGGGGCUCUCCCGGUGCUCCAGGGUCACUCCUCUUCGGGGUAUCAACACCCCCAGCAUGGAGCUUUGGAUCCUCAAUCCUUUGGGAUGGCUUUAGGGCCGGGGGGGGGGGGGGGCAGAACACAUGGGGGGGGUUGCCCAGGCCCCCCUUUGGGGUCCCUUAUCCAAAGGGGAAAGCAGCCGCGAACCAAAAAUGAAGCGGGGGCCUCACCCGAUGCUGGUGCCCUCCCGCAUCCCCCCCUCUUUAUAUCCAUAUCCCUUGGGGGGGGGUCCUGAUUCCCCCCCCCCCAGGCCCAGGACGCAUAAAAGCCCCCCCGGGGGCUCCUGAGGGUGAAACCAAAGCCUGUUCCUUUUGUACCAACGCAACCACCUCAAUGCGGCGGCAACAGCUCCCGUUGCCCCUGUUCCCCCCCUUUUGCUAUUAAUUAAUAUUAUUACUAUUAUUAUUAGAUAUAUAUUUAACCCCCCCCUUUCUAUAUGGGGGGGAUCACUGGGGCUCAGCCCCCCCCUUCUCACCCCCCCACCCCCCCAAACCACCCCAAAAAGGGGCUUUUCCAACCCAAACCAAGCGCUGCACUUGGAGCACCCUUGGGUUGGUUCAUUACUUGGGGGGGGGGUGGGGGGGUGUCUUUUGUUCUUUUCCUUCCUUUUCCCUAUGGAAUUCCAUUCCCCCUGCCGACCCUAGGAAUUUUGUACACCUCCAGGCGCUUUACUCUGUAAAUGUCUAUUUUUGAAGCAGAUGGAUGAAGAACAAACCCUGAGGAUGAUGAGGGUGAGGAUGAUG